Pelagomonas calceolata is the source of this 1170-nucleotide messenger RNA. NCBI's taxonomy places the organism in Eukaryota, Pelagophyceae, Pelagomonadales, Pelagomonadaceae. The record is from the annotation of a GenBank genome assembly.
GGUCGUUUCCAAGUCCUCCUCGCCCUGCUGCGUCUCUCCCACGCCGCCGCCGCGCCGAGCCAUCGCCACCAUGGUCACUCAGGGCAUCACUUGAAAAAUGUGACCGUGCGCGUCCGCGCUUGCGACGCGCCAAUUAAAAUUGCGAAUCUGGGCUACCUCGGCCCAACAAAAAUGAAUCACCUCGACUAUUUCGCGCGGGCCUACGCCCAGCCGCGCUACCGGUCGGCAGCGGCACCGUCGGCCGGCGCUUACGACCUCGACUACGUGCCCUGGAAUUGCCUCACGGAGCUCGCGCGGGCGACGUGCCCGGGCGGGCCGGCGCUCGGGAGCUUCAGCGUACUGCCGUUCACGGUCUACGGCAAAAAACAGCCCAAGGUCACGCACAAUUCCAAAAUCGCGGCGCUCCGCGAGACGCUGUGCCCCGGCGCGAAAGUCGACCCCGGGCGCUUCGCCCUGCUCGGCACGGAGCUGCCGACGCGCAAGGUCACGUCAAAGGGCUACGCGGAGAUCUGGGACCGCUUCCCGUACGCGAGCCUCAAAUUCACGGUGCCGCGGCCGGCCGUCGGGCACCACGCUCUCGUGAACGGCGUUUGUGUGACGCGGCCCGCGGCGCCGCGGCCCGGCGAAUCGCGGCGAUUUCUGGCCGCGUUCAUGGGCCUGCCCCGCUCGGCUUUCGGGGGCCUGCGCGACCGCCUCGUCCGCGAGUGCGAAGGAGCCGCGGACUGCGCGACGACGACGACGGGCUUCGCCGCGCACCACAAGCCCGACCCCGUCACCACGUACGGCAACGCGACGUUCGCGCUCCAGCCCUGGGGCGACACAGCCACGCGGAAAGGGUUCUGGGACGCGCUCGCCGUCGGCGCCGUCAACGUCGUCUUCGCGCCGCGCGGCGACAGGGUGCCCUACGGCAUGUACGCCGACGAGUUCGUUGGGCGGCACGAGACUUUUACGAUUACUAUUCCCGAAAGCGUCUGGAGCACCGGAGGGACGCUCGCCUACCUCCGCAACAUCCCUUCAUCUCGCAUCCUCGAGCUGCAGCGGGGCGCGUUACGGGCGCGGGCGCGCGCCAUGUACACGACGGCGGGCGACUGCCGCGACGCGAACUUCGCCAUCGCGUCUGUUCUCGCGGAGCGGUUCCGCGCGCACCAGGCGAAGAAGACGGGAUUUUAA